Molecule: messenger RNA, 1209 nt
Organism: Ustilago hordei
Lineage: Eukaryota; Fungi; Basidiomycota; Ustilaginomycetes; Ustilaginales; Ustilaginaceae
Exons: 2
Coding region: 1-1209 (402 amino acids)
Source: RefSeq, a predicted model, not a curated record
AUGUCGGUGCCGGUGGAAAGGCUGGCCAUCAGACAUCGCACCUCGGACGACUUCCCGCUUGCUGUCACCAUCUUCAAACCCAAAGCAUCCGCCGACGUCAAGGCUAGUGUCGUCUUUGCAAACGCUACAGGUGUUCAGGGUCGAUUCUAUCACAAUGUGGCUGCAUGGCUUUCGCAAAAUGGCGUAGCCGCCUACACAUUCGACUACCGCUUUUCGGGUGCAUCCUUCCCACUCGAAUGCGAAACACAAAAGCUCGCAGAGGAUGAAGACUACUUCCAAGAAGCACUGCGCAAGUGUCCGGACAACGUCGACCUUACCACCACGUGGUCUAAGGUAGACCUUGCCUCGAUAGUUCGGCUGGCAUACCGAUCCAAUCCACAGGCCGAUGUGACCGUCAUCGGACACAGUUUAGGCGGUCAUCUGAUGGCUGUUUUACCUUCAGAUCACAUCUACGGCCCUACGGCCAAAGUCAGCCGUUUCCUUAACGUCUGCGGCGGCAACGCUUUUGUUCAGAACCAGAAGGAACCCGACGCAGCAGAGUUUGGCUUUAUGGAGAUCGUUGUCAAGCCGCUGGCAGAAGAAAAGAUCUUUCGGGCUGCCAACCUGGGUCUUGGAUAUGAUCUGCCGUAUGGUCCAGGCGUAGAGUGGGUUCAGUGGUACUUUCAUCCCCAUUUUGCCUUCAACCGUCCUGAGAACCUCAAGCUCGUUCGCAAUCUCAAAGGCAAGCGCUUGCUGUAUAUCGGCUUCCAAGACGAUGAAAAGAUCGGCAAAAACAUGAUGGAAAAGUACCUCGGCAUGUUUGACCUCUCUGAUGGUCUCAAGCAGAGUCUGUGGAUCGAUCCUGUCAAGAAAGGCUGGCCAGCUUGCGGUCACGUCAAUGCUUUCACCAAGAGCAAGCAAGCGAAUCUCGUUCCGGUUGAGCACGGAGAAGCAUAUACAUCACAAGCCGAGUUCGAGAAUGCCAUCUCACCUAACCCGAGGCCGCCACGCAACACACUGAGCAAAGAGGAAAGCAUCUGGAAACUGUUUUUGGACUACAUUCUUGGAAACGAGGUGGAUACAUCACAAGCCGAAUACAAGAUUUGGCAGCCACAAGACGAGAGAGACAUUGUACGCGAGCAGAACGAGGAAGCUGAGUCGCGUGCCAAGGAACCAAGGCCCGAAGACGUCAUCCUCGGUCUUGUACCGCCACGCAAGGCCAAGCUGUAA